GCGGAAAUACGAAUUCGCGUUUUACCGAAGUGGGUCCCCAGUCUAGCUGAGUUCCUCUUCGGAAACUUUGGAGAAUUUGCUCGACUAAUCAACAUUGCCGUUUCUCAACUUCCCAUCUUCUCUCUCUCCCUCCCUCUCGUUGUUAUCCAUCCAAUUCAUACCAGUCAAGGCACAGCCAUUAAUUAUUGAAAAAGCAACACUGUUCACUCUCUUCUCUCUCCCUUAUAUAUACCCAUUCAACUCCCACCUCUCCAUUCAUCUGUCAUUCGAUUCAAUCUCUCCCAAGUGAGAAUCAUUCAAUUCCCUUCAAUCCCAAAAUUUUUCUUCCACUUUUCUUUCGGGGUUUUCUUUGAUUAGUCCUAUUUUGCCCAAACAUGAAUGCUCUCGCCGCCACCAACCGUAAUUUUCGCCACGCUGCUCGCAUUCUGGGUUUGGACGCAAAGCUUGAGCAGAGCCUUUUGAUUCCCUUCAGGGAGAUCAAGGUGGAGUGCACCAUACCGAAGGACGAUGGGACCUUGGUCUCGUACGUCGGAUUCAGAAUACAACAUGAUAAUGCCCGUGGACCCAUGAAAGGAGGGAUCAGAUAUCAUCCCGAGGUUGACCCUGACGAAGUAAAUGCGCUGGCUCAACUAAUGACCUGGAAGACUGCUGUAGUAGACAUCCCAUAUGGUGGAGCAAAGGGGGGUAUUGGAUGCACACCAAGGGAAUUAAGUAAUUCUGAGCUUGAACGUCUCACCCGUGUCUUCACUCAGAAAAUUCAUGACCUUAUUGGAGUUAAUACCGAUGUUCCUGCUCCUGAUAUGGGAACUAAUGCACAGACUAUGGCAUGGAUUUUGGACGAAUACUCUAAAUUUCACGGUCACUCACCUGCUGUUGUGACAGGAAAGCCUAUAGAUCUUGGUGGAUCAUUGGGGAGGGAAGCAGCAACUGGGCGAGGUGUAGUUUUUGCAACUGAAGCUUUACUUGCUGAAUAUGGAAAAUCAAUAAAGGGUUUGACAUUUGUAAUCCAGGGCUUUGGAAAUGUGGGAUCUUGGGUAGCAAGACUUGUUCAUGAGAGAGGUGGCAAGGUCAUUGCAGUGAGCGAUAUCACAGGUGCAGUUAAGAAUGAAAAUGGCAUUGAUGUACCAGCUCUGAUCAAGCAUAAAGAAGAAACUGGGAGUUUGAAUUAUUUUGGCGGUGUAGAUGCCAUGGAUCCAAAUGAGUUGCUGGUACAUGAAUGUGAUAUCCUCAUCCCAUGUGCCCUAGGUGGAGUUCUGAACAGAGAAAAUGCUGGAAAUGUGAAGGCUAAAUUCAUAAUAGAAGCAGCAAAUCAUCCUACUGAUCCAGAAGCUGACGAGAUUCUCUCAAAGAAAGGAGUUAUAAUACUUCCUGAUAUAUAUGCAAAUGCUGGAGGUGUGACUGUGAGCUAUUUUGAAUGGGUUCAGAAUAUUCAAGGUUUUAUGUGGGAUGAAGAGAAGGUGAAUGAUGAGCUCCGUAGGUAUAUGACGAGAGCUUUUCAUAAAAUCAAAAACAUGUGCAAGACACACAAUUGCAACCUCCGAAUGGGAGCCUUCACUCUGGCUGUGAAUCGGGUUUCACGUGCCACUCUAUUAAGGGGUUGGGAAGCAUAACCAUUUUCCUUGUAUUAAUUGUUCUUUUUCCCCAAUUCAGAUAGAAGCCAUUAGCCACUGCUGAAGAAGGCAGUAAUUAUUGUUAAAUUUUUGUUGCAGUUUUUUUUUGCUUAUGAAAUUUCAUGCUGAUUAAUGUAUGCAUCCUGGGGGUUCAUUUAAUAAUAAUAAAAAAAAAGUCAUAAAAUUUCUUAUCA
Malania oleifera is the source of this 1804-nucleotide messenger RNA. Its product is annotated as glutamate dehydrogenase 2. The transcript is spliced from 9 exons. The coding region runs from base 375 to 1610 and encodes 411 amino acids. Gene Ontology annotation, cellular component: mitochondrion. Gene Ontology annotation, biological process: L-glutamate catabolic process. Gene Ontology annotation, molecular function: L-glutamate dehydrogenase (NAD+) activity. The record is from RefSeq and is a predicted model, not a curated record. Lineage: Eukaryota; Viridiplantae; Streptophyta; Magnoliopsida; Santalales; Ximeniaceae.